Messenger RNA from Arthroderma uncinatum, 2064 nucleotides. RefSeq lists its product as uncharacterized. The coding region runs from base 1 to 2064 and encodes 687 amino acids. NCBI's taxonomy places the organism in Eukaryota, Fungi, Ascomycota, Eurotiomycetes, Onygenales, Arthrodermataceae. The record is from RefSeq and is a predicted model, not a curated record. Gene Ontology annotation, cellular component: COG complex; membrane; cis-Golgi network. Gene Ontology annotation, biological process: autophagy; intra-Golgi vesicle-mediated transport; cytoplasm to vacuole targeting by the Cvt pathway. The transcript has 6 exons.
AUGUCCCUCGAGGAUGCACUUGGUGGGAUAAAGAACGACCUGGAGUUCACUCAAUGGUACGUCAACAUUAAAGACGAAUUACUAGAAGCAAGCUACGAAAAAUAUCAAUCAUGCCUUGAUGACCUAGAAUCGUCGACAUGCCACCUAGAUUCCCUUCUCCAAGACACGUCGCAAACCCUGGAGCUCCUCUCAUCCCUAUCACAAUCCUUCGAAGCAGUGGAAGAACACACAUCUGCUUUUCAGAAACAAUGUGAAGGCCUGCUCUCGGCCCGGAACAAAAGCUCGAAAUUAGCAGAUGAUAUUCAAGAGAAUUUGGUGAACUAUGAUUACUUAGAUCCUAUAUCUCGAAGACUCAACGCGCCGGGGGCUGGCAACUCGGUCCGCUCGAAAGAUUUCUCAAUGAUGCUCAGACGCCUGGAUGAGUGCCUAGAUUAUAUGCACGCUCAUCCUGAACAUAAGGAAGCGGAGUUUGUCUCAACGGUGCGGGACAUCUCAGCCGGAGUUGCAAAGCGAAUAGCUGAUCGCCAACUUAACGAUACCACCAUGUCCGCCCUCUUAUACGCCAAGUUCCGUGUUGGUGCCCCCGAAAUGAAGGAUAUAGGGCUAGAAAUCCAGAAGCGGGCAGUUCCUCCUUUGGACCCCGAGCAAGGUGCGGAAGCAGAAUACCAGAGCCUUCUUAAUGAACUUCAUGUAAACUUCGCAACAUCCCGCGCAAGAUUGGUUGUGCCGCUCGUAAGAAAGCGGUUAAGUGAUAUUGCAAAUGCACCGAGUACCUCGAAGGAUUUAGUUGCAUUUGCGAGAACAAGUAUCAGUUACGUUCGCGGUAUAUGCCUUGACGAAUUCGAAUUAUGGGGAGAGUGGUUCCAUGGCCAGUACGGGCUUUACGAUUGCCUGGAAUCUAUUUGCGAACCUCUCUACGACCAUCUGCGGCCUCGGAUUAUUCACGACAAUAAGCUCGUGAAGCUAUGCCAGUUGUGUACACUACUCCAAACUCGGUACUUGAAUGAUCCAGAUGAGGAUGGAGAAAAUGUGGCGGAUCCAAAUCAGUUGGACUUUGCGGUAUUGAUUCAGCCCGCACUCCAGGAUGCUCAGACACGACUCGUGUUUCUCGCACAGGCUAUCCUGCGGGACGAGAUUGAAAGGUUCAAACCCCGUGCAGAAGACCUUGAUUACCCUGCCAAGAACAAACAGGUAUCACUGAAUAUACAAAACAACUCUUCUCCGGCGGUUUCUGGAAGGAAAGGUUCUUUCAUUGAGCCGAAGAUGCCAGUGGUUGUGGAUGAGGAUCCUGACUCCCCAGCGGAGAAAGAUGCCCAAUGGGACUUUACGUCACAGGCCUUGUUUGAAGGGUGGUAUCCUACGUUAAAAAAGGCCAUUUGGCUAUUGAGUCGUAUAUAUCGACUAGUUAACUCAAAGGUAUUUGAUGAUCUAGCUCAUCAAAUUGUCCACCAAACGACUGUUUCGAUUCAACAAGCCGGUGCAGAGAUAUCCUCAAAAAAAUCUAAACCGGAUGGACUACUAUUUCUGGUCAAGCAUUUGCUUGUAUUAAAACAGCAAAUCGUUGCCUUUGACAUUGAAUUUGUGUCACCGGACAUGUCCUUUGAUUUCUCCGGGGUAACUAACACUUUCUGGGAGCUACGAGAACGAGGAGGGCUUUUCAAUACCCGGACCUGGAUGCAACUUGUUGGGGGUGGUUUACUACCUCAAGUAGUUGAGAAUAUGUUAGACGCCAAAGUCGAGCUCGACGGCACACUGCGAACUGUAAUCAACGAUUUCACCAAAACCUUUGCGGCCAAAAUGACUUCCAACCUACCAUCCGUCCCGUCCAAGACAAUAACUCCAGCCCUAUCCCAACAAAUCCAAAAGGGCGUUGUGGCUACACGCCGGUCUAUCGAAGAGGAAAUUCCCAAUUUACGGCGAUUGCUAGAUGACUAUCUUGAAGACAAAAGGACUAAAGAAACCCUUGUCGGUGCUGUGCAAGAUAGCGUCAUCCAAAUCUAUGAAGACUUUCUCGAGGCGUAUGCCGCGGCUGAGGCCAGUAAGGAUAAGCUCGCCCAAAAUUGA